Messenger RNA from Vicia villosa (hairy vetch), 1017 nucleotides. RefSeq names its product putative fasciclin-like arabinogalactan protein 20. Lineage: Eukaryota; Viridiplantae; Streptophyta; Magnoliopsida; Fabales; Fabaceae. The transcript has a single exon. The record is from RefSeq and is a predicted model, not a curated record. Bases 1 to 1017 code for a protein of 338 amino acids.
AUGGCGUCAUUUCUCUUUCUCCUCUCUUCUUUGUUUAUCUUCUUCUUCUUCUCUUCCACCGCCGCUCUUCCGAGCGAAACCAUAUACGACGCCGCCGAUAUCCUCACCGAUGCCGGUUACGUCUCCAUGUCGCUCACUCUCGAAAUCAUCGCUGAAUCAAUUCUUGAACAGUCACCUUCCGCAACGGUCUUCGCUCCCUCCGAUUCCGCGUUCAAGAAAUCCGGUCAACCGUCACUCGACCUACUUCGUUACCACUUAGUUAUGCUGCCGCUCCCGAUUCAAAGCUUCCGGCGACUCCCUGCCGGUGCUAAGCUUCCGACGAUGCUCCCCGGUCAGUCUCUCACCGUCACUACAUCAACCUCCGAUCACGCUAUCUCUCUGAAUAACAUCAAAAUCAAUGAAAUGCCGAUCUAUGAUGAUGGAGUUCUUUUGGUUUACGGUAUCGAUAGGUUCUUCGAUCCUAGCUUCCAGUAUCAGAGACCUAGUUCAAAUCCGAAUCCGAAUCCAUCGUGUACAGGGAUGAAUCGCACUAUGAACUCCUCUGAUUCCUUCGAUCAAGCGAUUCAAACGCUGAAAACUAGUGGCUACUCAGCUAUGGCUUCGUUUCUCGGAAUGCAGCUCUCCGGUGACAUAAGCCAGAACGGAAUCACGGUGUUUGCUCCGGCGGAUGAGAAUGUGAUAAACCGUUUAGGUGUUUUCGAUGACUAUCCUUCAUUCUUCCGUCGUCACGUGGUGCCUUGCAAGUUUCUGUGGAACGAUCUGGUUGAUUUUGUUGACGGUACCGCAUUGCCGACGUUUUUGGAAGGGUUUACUAUCAAUAUUACAAGAACCGGUGGCGUUUUGAUUCUCAACGGCGUGCCGGUUUACUUUCCGGAUGCAUUCUUCAAUGAUAGGGUUGUUGUUCAUGGUGUUAGUGAAGUUCUUGCCGUGCCGGAGGAUGCUGCUAGUGCAGUUGAGGAUGCUGAUUCGUUCUCUGAUGAUGAUGAGCAGAACUUGUUUGAUCCUGGUGAAUUUUAA